AUGAGAGUUUGGUCUUUACUUCUUAACGCAGCACAGAUAUUGGAAGCAGUUGAUAACGGACCCAGUGACUGCUUUUUAGAUACCACCAAGUUCAGACCAAUAAAUGACACACAUAUAUCGCUCUCACUCCUCCAUAUUAGCGCUGUCAACAAUACAGUAAUGGCCAACUAUACAUAUGAGGUAACAAGACAAGCUUAUGAUGAUUUCAACAAUCAGUGGCGCAUUAAUUUCUAUUCCGCGAGAGGAAUUAAUUUGACUGCGCUAGAACCUGAAGAAAUCGACAGUUUCAACAAUCAGUUGCGCAUUAAUUUCUAUUCCGCGAGAGGAGUUAAUUUGACUGCGUUAGAACCUCAAGAAAUCGACAGUUUGCAGUUAGAAAAACCAGCACCAUAUAAUCCUGAUAAGGCUAAAUAG
Messenger RNA from Scheffersomyces amazonensis, 414 nucleotides. RefSeq lists its product as uncharacterized. The transcript has a single exon. Bases 1 to 414 code for a protein of 137 amino acids. NCBI's taxonomy places the organism in Eukaryota, Fungi, Ascomycota, Pichiomycetes, Serinales, Debaryomycetaceae. The record is from RefSeq and is a predicted model, not a curated record.